This is a messenger RNA of Lachancea dasiensis, 867 nucleotides long. The record is from the annotation of a GenBank genome assembly. Lineage: Eukaryota; Fungi; Ascomycota; Saccharomycetes; Saccharomycetales; Saccharomycetaceae.
AUGGAGAGUUCUAACGUACCCUUUCCGGACAUUGACCCUUAUGAGGAGUUGCAAGUGAAGCAGUCAGUUACCCCUACAGAGCUCAAAAAAUGCUAUCGAAAGUUGAUGCUUCGAUAUCAUCCGGACAAAACCAACGAUUGGACACCAGAGGCAAAGGAAAAGUUCCACAAGAUUCAGUUUGCAUUUGAAGUUCUUGAUAAGUUUAAGGACACUUUCGAUAGAACCCAAUCCAUCGAGGCGUGCUUCGCAGGUGAGAGUCUGGCGGACUGGAAAGACUUGUUUGACACCGACGUGGUCAUCGAUCGUGACACGAUUGCCCAGGAUAAAGCUAGGUAUCAAGGCAGCUCGGAUGAAACGCAAGACAUCAUUGAAUCAUGGAAUUCAAAUGAGCAAGCGAAGCCUUCCAAGAGAUACACGCCCGAUGACGACCAAUUCACCUUGCUCUUUCAAGAGAUUCCCCAUAUCGAGGCAACUGACGAUGACGAAGCGUACAUACACGAAAGGAUAUCCGCUUUGCUUGCAGACAAACUGAUAACAGACUCCAAUGGCAGCUUUCAGCGGUGGAGCGCCAAUCGCAAGAAAUAUCUAAAAAGUAUGCAAAAGCGUCUAGCGAAAGAGGCAAAGCAAGCUGAUGACAUGCUUGCGAAUAUCCAGGACUCCCAAAGCGCAAAAGCAGCCUUAGGCGAUGAAGAUCAGUUGCGCCAGCUUAUCCAGAAGAAGAACAAAACAUCAUUUGAUUCUCUGAUUUCUAAGCUCGAAAACCAGGCCACUUCGAAGGGUAAACGCACAAAGAGAAAGACUGGAGAUAUUGAUGACGACCAAUUUGAGAGGCUGCAAGCGAAGAUGGCCAAGAGACGUCAGCGUUAA